CACAAGUGUUUACCACCAUGCCUGAUUUAUAUGCAAUGCUGGGUUUAUGCAAGGUAGUGGGGAUCAAACCCAGGGUGGGGUGCAAACUGGCAAGUGCUCUACAAACAGUACAUUUUCUUCUACAGUUUCAACAUUGAAAUAUAUAAUCCACACAGGAUUUAAGUGUAUUUUUCUCCCAAACCACUAAUUAGUCUUACAACAUUUAUUGGCUUUACCCUAUAGAUUUAAAUGUCUUUUCAUGCUAAAUUUCUGUGUGUUAAUUUACUUCUAGAUCUUGUGUCUCAGACUUUGAAUACUGAACAUUGUUUUUGUUAGUCCUUAUUACCACUAGAGUUAAUUCCUUCCUACCUUAUUAUGGUCAUUACACACCGGUACCAUCAAUUAUUUUACCAACCACUUACUACUAGACAUUUGUAAACAUUUCUUGCUAUUUGUACUACACAACAUGUACAGUUUUAGACUGAAUAAAUGAAUUCUCGGCGUCGGUGGUUCAAGCUGUUCCCAGUAGCUGUAGAUUAUCCAGUCAUUCUCCAAAUUACUUUUACAAUUAGAACGGCUCUAUUUUGUCAUUCUCUAUCACUGGAGAACUGGCAAUAUAAACUUGUCUGUUGGGAAUCUAGAUUACCCGGGCUAGACCUCUAUACGACACCAGGGGGCGCAGUUUCCAGACUCGGCCACAUCCGGGUCCCGUCGCAAGUUCGGCUCCCAGCAGGCGGAACACUUUUAACACACCUCCAGUAACCCAGCGCGACGGGGACGGUUUAGGCAUGCGCACACCGCUCCCCAGGCGUGCUGCUUGCUUGGGGCAGCGAAGGCGGGUGUGGAUCUUCGUUUGACUUCUUCCUGUACCGGGCGCGCCAUGGACGUGCUAGCGGAGGAAUUUGGGAACCUGACCCCGGAGCAGCUGGCGGCGCCGAUCCCGACUGUAGAGGAAAAAUGGAGGCUGCUUCCAGCAUUUUUAAAGGUGAAAGGCCUUGUGAAACAGCAUAUAGACUCAUUUAACUAUUUCAUUAAUGUAGAGAUAAAGAAGAUAAUGAAAGCCAAUGAAAAGGUUACAAGUGAUGCUGACCCCAUGUGGUACUUAAAAUAUCUUAAUAUCUAUGUCGGGCUUCCUGAUGUUGAAGAAAGUUUCAAUGUAACUAGACCAGUGUCCCCUCAUGAGUGCCGAUUGAGAGACAUGACAUACUCGGCCCCCAUUACAGUGGACAUUGAGUAUACUCGAGGCAGCCAGAGGAUAAUCCGCAACGCCUUACCCAUUGGCAGAAUGCCCAUUAUGCUACGAAGUUCAAACUGUGUUCUGACCGGGAAAACACCAGCAGAAUUUGCCAAACUGAAUGAAUGUCCAUUAGACCCUGGUGGCUACUUCAUUGUUAAAGGAGUCGAAAAAGUCAUUCUUAUCCAAGAGCAGCUAUCUAAGAACAGGAUCAUUGUGGAGGCAGAUAGAAAAGGGGCCGUUGGAGCUUCGGUUACCAGCUCUACCCAUGAGAAAAAAAGUAGAACCAACAUGGCUGUGAAGCAAGGACGGUUCUACUUGAGGCAUAACACUCUGUCCGAGGACAUACCCAUUGUCAUCAUAUUUAAGGCCAUGGGUGUUGAGAGUGACCAGGAAAUUGUACAGAUGAUUGGAACAGAGGAGCACGUGAUGGCUGCAUUUGGGCCCAGUUUGGAGGAGUGCCAGAAAGCUCAGAUUUUCACACAGAUGCAGGCAUUAAAAUAUAUAGGGAAUAAAGUAAGAAGGCAAAGGAUGUGGGGAGGUGGACCAAAGAAAACCAAAAUAGAAGAAGCAAGAGAACUCCUGGCUUCUACCAUUCUGACCCACGUACCAGUUAAGGAAUUCAAUUUCCGAGCCAAGUGUAUCUACACUGCCGUGAUGGUGCGAAGAGUAAUUCUGGCCCAAGGAGACAACAAAGUUGAUGACAGAGACUAUUAUGGUAACAAGCGAUUGGAAUUGGCAGGACAGCUCUUAUCUCUUCUUUUUGAAGAUUUGUUCAAAAAAUUUAAUUCGGAAAUGAAGAAGAUUGCAGACCAGGUGAUUCCUAAACAAAGAGCGGCCCAGUUUGAUGUUGUGAAACACAUGCGUCAAGACCAGAUCACCAAUGGCAUGGUGAAUGCCAUCUCCACUGGAAAUUGGUCUCUGAAGAGAUUUAAAAUGGACCGCCAGGGCGUGACCCAGGUACUAUCUCGGUUAUCAUACAUAUCUGCACUGGGGAUGAUGACCAGAAUCUCUUCUCAGUUUGAAAAAACAAGAAAAGUGAGUGGUCCUCGUUCCCUCCAGCCAUCUCAGUGGGGAAUGCUCUGCCCCUCUGACACACCUGAAGGAGAGGCCUGUGGUUUGGUUAAAAACUUGGCCCUUAUGACACACAUCACAACUGACAUGGAAGAUGGACCCAUUGUUAAGCUAGCUGGUAACUUGGGAGUAGAAGAUGUGAAUCUAUUAUGUGGGGAAGAACUCUCUUACCCAAAUGUGUUUCUCGUCUUCCUGAAUGGUAACAUUCUAGGUGUCAUUCGAGACCAUAAAAAGCUGGUAAAUACGUUUCGACUGAUGCGAAGAGCAGGAUAUAUCAAUGAAUUUGUUUCUAUCUCAACAAAUCUUACAGAUCGAUGUGUUUAUAUUUCCUCUGAUGGAGGAAGGUUGUGCAGGCCCUACAUAAUUGUUAAGAAACAGAAGCCAGCUGUCACGAAUAAACACAUGGAAGAAUUGGCUCAAGGGUACAGGAAUUUUGAGGAUUUCUUACAUGAAAGUCUGGUUGAAUAUUUAGAUGUGAAUGAAGAAAAUGACUGUAAUAUUGCACUCUAUGAACAUACAAUUAACAAAGAUACCACCCACCUGGAGAUUGAACCCUUCACUCUUCUUGGAGUUUGUGCUGGCCUGAUCCCAUACCCUCAUCAUAACCAGUCUCCAAGAAACACCUACCAGUGCGCCAUGGGCAAACAAGCCAUGGGUACCAUUGGAUACAACCAGCGAAACAGAAUUGAUACACUUAUGUAUCUACUAGCAUAUCCACAAAAACCCAUGGUCAAAACAAAAACCAUCGAAUUGAUAGAUUUUGAGAAAUUGCCAGCUGGACAGAACGCAACUGUUGCCGUGAUGAGCUACAGUGGCUAUGACAUUGAAGACGCCCUUGUUUUAAACAAGGCCUCCUUGGACAGGGGUUUUGGGCGUUGCCUAGUGUAUAAAAAUGCUAAAUGUACAUUGAAGCGCUACACCAACCAGACUUUUGACAAGGUGAUGGGACCCAUGCUGGACGCUUCCACCAGGAAACCCAUUUGGCGACAUGAAAUUUUAGAUGCAGAUGGCAUUUGUUCUCCAGGUGAGAAAGUAGAAAACAAACAAGUGCUUGUAAACAAGUCUAUGCCCACAGUGACUCAGAUUCCUUUGGAAGGAAGUAAUGUGCCACAGCAGCCACAGUACAAAGAUGUGCCCAUCACGUACAAAGGUGCAACAGAUUCCUAUAUUGAAAAGGUGAUGAUCUCUUCCAAUGCUGAGGAUGCUUUUCUCAUCAAGAUGCUCUUGAGACAGACACGGCGGCCAGAGAUUGGAGACAAAUUCAGCAGUCGUCACGGGCAGAAAGGUGUUUGUGGCUUGAUUGUACCCCAGGAAGAUAUGCCAUUCUGUGAUUCUGGCAUCUGUCCGGAUAUCAUAAUGAACCCACAUGGCUUCCCAUCGAGAAUGACGGUUGGGAAGUUAAUUGAGCUGCUGGCUGGCAAGGCAGGUGUGUUAGACGGCAGAUUCCACUAUGGCACUGCGUUUGGAGGAAGUAAAGUGAAGGAUGUAUGUGAAGACCUUGUUCGCCAUGGCUAUAACUAUCUGGGGAAGGACUAUGUCACAUCAGGCAUCACAGGUGAGCCCUUAGAAGCAUACAUCUAUUUUGGGCCUGUGUACUAUCAGAAGCUGAAACACAUGGUGCUGGAUAAAAUGCAUGCCCGGGCCCGUGGACCACGAGCCGUCCUUACCAGGCAGCCCACUGAAGGGCGAUCUCGUGACGGUGGCUUGCGUCUUGGAGAAAUGGAACGUGAUUGUUUAAUCGGCUAUGGAGCAAGUAUGCUUUUGUUGGAGAGACUAAUGAUCUCAAGCGAUGCCUUUGAGGUUGAUGUCUGUGGGCAGUGUGGACUCCUGGGAUAUUCUGGCUGGUGCCACUACUGCAAGUCGUCGUGCCAUGUGUCUUCCCUCCGCAUCCCCUAUGCCUGCAAGCUGCUCUUCCAGGAACUGCAGUCUAUGAAUAUUAUCCCCAGGUUGAAACUUUCCAAGUACAACGAGUAAGGAUGGAUGGUGGUUUCUAGACAGCAGUCUGCCAGCGGCUCAUCGGAAAGCAGGACUGCGAAUACUUUCCGUGGUCAUUUUGCCCCAGGAAGCAAAGCUGACAGAGAAGCUUCUCAUGUUCUAGAGACUGAGUAUCCAGCCUGGAGCAGCCUCGAGCCAUGGGAGAUGCUGCAGGGCGGUCUGCGGCCCAGCUGGACGGGAGCCAAAGAGAAUUCGAACUUUUGUUGAUACGGUUUUAUUUUGGGUUUUUUGUUUUUGUUUUUAGUUCAUCUCACUCUGUAGCCUUGAAGUUACAGCAGCCCUCCUGCCUCAGCCUCCCAUGUCCUGGGAUUACAGGAGUGAGCCACCACAUCUGACUUAUAUAAGUUCUUAUAUCUCAUUAGAAAGACCUCCCUCCUUAAAAAUUCCCAUGAUAUCUUCUAACAGAACUCUGGGUUCUCGUCAGACAUGGAAGAGGUAAAGAAUUGUUGAACUGCAGCUUCGGCAACGGCUCAGUUGGUAAAGUGCCUGCCACACAAACAUGAGGACAUAAGUUCAGAUCUCCAGAACCCACAUGAAAACUGGACAUGGUCCCCGGCACCCAUGUAAAAGCCUGGCUCAACAGAACAUAUCUGUAACCCCAGCACUGGGGGGAGGGGGCAGGGUGGUAUGGAGCAGAGAGGUGGAUCCCUGGAGCUCAUUCACCAGCCAGUCUAGCCAAUCAGUGAGCUCCAGUUUCAGUGUGAAACCCUUUCUCAAAAAAUAAGGUGGAAAGUGAUAAAGGAAAUCAUGCUGUCAACCUCUAGUGCUCAUAUUGCUGCACAUAUGUACACAUACGUAGAUACGCAAAGAAUUGCUUGGAUUUGCUGGGAUAUCCUAUGCUGGAGUGGAUAGAGAGGAGGCUGUGCCACUCAGAAGGUAGCUGAUGAAAUGCUGGCUUCUCAUCUGUCACUCAGAAGGGCACAUUUUCCGUACAGUUGCAUCUUACAUACCCAAACUUCGUGAUUUUAAUCUUGGUGAAAUAAGAUGUAAGUAGUCCUACCUGUUAAGAUUGUCUUUUCUUAUCAAAUAAAUUGCAACUCUUUUGAAUUCCCAAAAUCAUACCAUGAGAUAUUUAACACCCAAAUAUAACUCCAUAGAUACUUGUCA
Molecule: messenger RNA, 5389 nt
Organism: Nannospalax galili (Upper Galilee mountains blind mole rat)
Lineage: Eukaryota; Metazoa; Chordata; Mammalia; Rodentia; Spalacidae
Gene: Polr3b
Product: RNA polymerase III subunit B
Exons: 28
Coding region: 860-4261 (1133 amino acids)
Biological process (GO): DNA-templated transcription
Cellular component (GO): RNA polymerase III complex
Molecular function (GO): DNA binding; DNA-directed RNA polymerase activity; ribonucleoside binding
Source: RefSeq, a predicted model, not a curated record